UCUUGCACAGUUUGAGUCUCGCCACAUCAGGUCCUAAUUAAUAUAUCACAACUUCGAGCUUCUCUCAUCAAGUUGGACGAUGGUGCUGGCCAUCAGAGUGUCUGCGGCAGUGGCCGUUGGGCUCGCCUGCUUCGUCCUGCAAGCUGAAGGUUCAUGCAAGUCGCUGCAAUGUCCAUCAGCCAACGGCUACUUCAGUCACCCUCAGAGCUGCGUGCGCUACGUCAAGUGUAUUGAUAACGUCGCUCAUGUUGAAGCCUGUCCCGCCAACCUGCACUACAACGCCCGCACCGGCAUGUGCGACAAGUCAAAGUCGGCAAUGUGCGACGAGGCGAUGAAGAAACGCAGCAAGAGCUGCCUGCUGGAGGCCGCCCCAAAGCUGAGAUCCUCGCCAGUCCCCGGCGUCGCCUGCGACUGUGGAAAAUGUUGCAGGAAACCUGACCCAUCGGACUGCUCUUCAUUCUUUGAAUGUGAUGAGUCAGGGAACGCCUACAAAAAGACCUGUUCUGAGGGGCUCGUGUACAACCCACUGGUCGAAGAUUGCGAUUUGAGCGUCAACUACGAGUGUCCUAACCUGCCAACGUGCAGCUGCAAGUGUCGAUACCCUGUCACCGACGAGUGUGAUGCUUUCUACAUGUGCAAAGAAGUGGGCAGCGUAGUGCAGAAGCUCUACUGUUCAGAAGGUCUUCUCUUCAACUCCGAGACUGAGAUGUGCGACCUGCCGGACAACGUCGAGUGUCCUGCGACAGUCCAGCCAACUUCUGCUCCCGAAACGUGCAGGGAUUUAAAGAACGACUGCAGGUUCUGGGCCGCGAACGGCGACUGCGAGUGCCAGCGCCACAGACACGGCGGCUGCGCUUGGCCCCGAUACGUGCGCCGCAACUGCCCCGCCUCCUGCUCAAGAUGCGGCGGCUCUGGUGGCGGCCACGGCGGUGGGGGAAGUGGAAGUGGAGAACAUGGUGGAGGAAGUGGAAGUGGAGAACACGGCGGGGGAAGUGGAAGUGGAGAACACGGCGGAGGGCACGGUGGUGGAAGUGGAAGCGGAGAACACGGUGGACACAGCGGAGAAAAUGGUGGUGGAAGUGGAGAACAUGGCGGAGGGCACGGUGGUGGAAGUGGAAGCGGAGAACACGGUGGUGGAAGUGGAGAACAUGGCGGAGGCAGCUGGGAACAUGGUGGAGGAAGUGAGAGUGGAGAACAUGGAGGAGGAAGUGGCAGUGGAGAACACGGCGGAGGAAGUGGAAGUGGAGAACAUGGAGGUGGUAGUGGAGAACAUGGAGGAGGAAGUGGUGAGAAUGGAGGAAGUGGAUCAGGCAACGGAGGAAGCGGCGGUGGAAGUGGUGGUAGCGGAUCUGGCAACGGCGGGAGCGGAGGUGGAAGUGGAGGUAGUGGAUCAGGCAACGGAGGAAGUGGCGGUGGAAGUGGUGGUAGUGGAUCUGGCAACGGCGGGAGCGGAGGUGGAAGUGGAGGUAGUGGAUCAGGCAACGGAGGAAGCGGCGGUGGAAGUGGUGGUAGCGGAGCUGGCAACGGCGGGAGCGGAGGUGGAAGUGGGGGAGCUUCUGGAGGAGGAAGUGGAAUCAUCGACGGGUGCGUCAUCAAUUGCGAGCUAGGACAGUUCUAUCCACACCCGUCGGACUGCACAAAAUACAUACAAUGCACUCCAUACGGACCGCAAGAAAUGCCUUGCCCUCUAGACACCCGCUGGGAUCAAAGCAUCUUAACAUGCAACUAUGAAUCAGCAACAGAUUGCGUUACUGGUUCCUACGUGGAUGAGAACGGGAAAACAUGCGGAGGAUCAAGUGGAGGAAGCGGUGGGAGCGGAGUGAUUGAUGGAUGUGUAGUGAACUGUGAGCUUGGUCAAUACUACCCACACCCUACUGACUGCACCAAGUUCAUACAGUGCACACCUUACGGACCACAAGAAAUGCCCUGCGGUGCCGGUACUCGAUGGGAUCAAAGUAUUCUGACGUGCAACCAUGAGUCUGUUACACAAUGCGUAACUGGGUCUUACUUGGAUGAAAAUGGAAAAGAAUGUGGUGGAAGUGGAGGAAAUGGCAGCGGAGGAGGUGGAUCUGGCGGUAUCGUUGACGGUUGCGUCAUCAACUGUGAAGUCGGUCAAUAUUAUCCUCACCCUACUGACUGCACCAAGUUCAUACAGUGCGCUCCUUACGGACCGCAAGAAAUGCCCUGUGGUGCCGGUACUCGAUGGGAUCAAAGUAUUCUGACGUGCAACCAUGAGUCUGUUACACCGUGUGUGACAGGGUCUUACUUGGAUGAAAAUGGAAAAGAAUGUGGUGGAAGUGGAGGAAAUGGCAGUGGAGGAGGUGGAUCUGGUGGUAUCGUUGACGGUUGCGUCAUCAAUUGUGAAGUCGGUCAAUAUUAUCCACACCCUACUGACUGCACCAAGUUCAUACAGUGCGCCCCUUACGGUCCACAAGAAAUGCCAUGCGGUGCCGGUACUCGAUGGAAUCAAAGUAUUCUGACAUGCAACCACGAAUCAGUGACAGAGUGCGUUACUGGUUCCUACGUUGAUGGGAACGGGAACACAUGCGGAGGAUCGAGUGGAGGAAGCGGUGGGAGCGGAGUGAUUGAUGGAUGUGUAGUGAACUGUCAGCUUGGUCAAUACUACCCACACCCUACUGACUGCACCAAGUUCAUACAGUGCGCACCUUACGGACCACAAGAAAUGCCCUGCGGCGCUGGUACUCGAUGGGAUCAAAGUAUUUUGACAUGCAACCAUGAGUCUGUUACACCGUGUGUGACAGGGUCUUACUUGGAUGAAAAUGGAAAAGAAUGUGGUGGAAGUGGAGGAAAUGGCGGUGGAGGAGGUGGAUCUGGCGGUAUCGUUGACGGUUGCGUCAUCAACUGCGAAGUCGGUCAAUAUUAUCCCCACCCUACUGACUGCACCAAGUUCAUACAGUGCGCUCCAUACGGACCACAAGAAAUGCCCUGUGCUCCGGGUACUCGAUGGGAUCAGGAACUUCUAACGUGCCAUCACGAAGGGUCUACCAAGUGUUUCACUGGUACCUACGUCGAUGCCAAUGGGGAACCUUGUGGCGGCUCAAGCGGUGGUGGCGGGACAGGGGGAGGAGAGUGUGAUAUAAGGUGCCCCGAAUCCAACGGAUUAUUCGCUCAUCCAGCUGACUGCCGCAAAUGGGUUCAUUGUUCCAACGACAUUCCACACGUCAAAGAUUGCCCGGCAAAAUUACAUUUUGACCCCGUUCUUCGUGUGUGUAAUUGGCCGAAAAAUGCAGCUUGCAUUGCCGGUGAAGCUUUAGAUUGCCAAAUCCCGGUGGUGCCAAAACCGCCUACUGAAGCUCCUGUCACCCCACCGGAGGUGUGCGACUGCGAAUGCUGCCUGAGGCCUCAUCCAGAAGACUGCCAGUCUUACUAUUAUUGCGAUGGAGGAAACACCGAAUUCCACACCUGCUCGGAAGGCCUUGUUUUCCACCCAGAAAAUGAAACUUGCGUCUUCGCGGCCGACUAUCCUGAGUGCGAGAUCAUCCUGCCGCCCGAAUGCAAAUGUGAAUGUCUUUAUCCCUCGCCCAUCUGCUCCGAAUAUUUCAAGUGCGUAAACUCAAAGCCCCAAAGGCUGGAAUGCCCAAAUGGUCUCUACUUCAAUAACAAAAUUCACGCAUGCGACCUGCCAGCGAACGUCGACUGCCAGUCACCUGGUCAAUAUGCACGGUACGCAGGCCGUCACGCUCCUGCCAUUUCAGCUAAUGACUGCAACCGCCUCGAUGAUGGUCAGUAUGCUGCAAAAACUGGCACCAAGGAAUUCUACAUAUGCCGUAAAGGCGUUGGCUUCCUGUUGAAGUGCCAGGAGCCCACCUCGUUCGACCCCCGCUUGCGGCGAUGCGUUCAUCACUAAUUCACUCAUAAAAAUGAAUGAGUCAUAUCGUUCAAAUAGUGAUACGCCCUCUUUUGCUAGGGGCAAUCUGAAUCAGGGUGAACCACACAAGGCAAAAACGUCAUCGCUAUUUGGACUAAGACUCGCUCAUUUCUCUGGGUGAAGCGAUAUGGAGGCGCCCCCUUCAUGAUGGGCGUGAUUUCAGUCAUCAAAGAUGGAACGAUUUGUGUUGUUUGAAAAUGAUGGUUAUUAAAAUUUAAAUGACUCUUUCGAAAACUUGUAUUUUCAUUUGAUGCAGAAUAGUUAUAAUUUUGGGAAAUUAUAAACAACGAUAAUACGGUUAGUCAGUUGAAACAAAAGAAACAAUUUGUAUCAAAAAACCAUUAAUUAUUCCAACAUGGUAGGAAUAACAAAAAACAGUUCAGCUUAAUUCAGAAAAUGGUUUGAAGGAUUUAUGAUGAAUUGUAGCGUUUUAAUUUAUUGUAAACAAUAUUACAUGUGGGCACUUAGAAUCAACAUAGGUUGUAAUCAAACUUCGGGUAACUUGAAUUGUAUUCUAAUUCUAAAUAUAUCAGUAAUCCCAACAACACUCCCUACUUUUGCGAUGUUCAAAUUUCAUUCAUUUCAAUAUAAAAAAAUGUACCGGAAAAGAGCGCAAUAAGACGGAUAUGCUAAACAGCCUUAGAAUUUAAGAAGACUUAAUGACAUUCUUCUUCUUUCGUUUCGUCAGUUAGGGUUUAACACGUCAAGGCCAAUUAUCAGUAUUAUUCGACCUGUACUAUAAUCAUUUAUUAAAUCAUUGCGUCUUCAGUGUAUGUAUGAAAAUAACAUAUUGUAUUGCUUA
Molecule: messenger RNA, 4691 nt
Organism: Hyalella azteca
Lineage: Eukaryota; Metazoa; Arthropoda; Malacostraca; Amphipoda; Hyalellidae
Product: hornerin
Exons: 10
Coding region: 80-3868 (1262 amino acids)
Cellular component (GO): extracellular region
Molecular function (GO): chitin binding
Source: RefSeq, a predicted model, not a curated record